AAAUUAAAAAAAAAAAAAAAAAAAAAAGACACACACACACACACACAGAGAAAGAAAGGCCAAAGAAGCUUCUUUUCUGCCUCUCAACAUAAAAAACCAGAGCUCUUUUUGAGGACCCAAAAGCACAAAAGAGAAGAAGAACAAAGCCCUUCAUCUCCUCACUAUUUCUCAACACUUUCUCUAUCUAAACACUUUCUCUCUCUUGUUCAUUCAAUAGUGUUUUUUCUUUCUUUCUAAAGAUUGGAUUUUUAAGCUGAGAAAUUUUGCGAUGUCUGUUCCUCAAGAACAUGAUUACAUAGGUUUACCUGUGGAGAAAGCUUCUGAUAAGAUCCUGUCACCUUCUUCGUCGGCCACUAUUUCCUCUGGUUUCGAGAAAAACGAGGUUUUGAACCUUAAACGAACCGAACUCAGGCUCGGGUUGCCAGGCUCGGAGUCCCCGGAAAGGAAGGCUGGAUUUGGGGUUUCCCUUUUCGGGAAGGAGGAGGGUAAUAAUGGGUUUUCUCAGAACUUUGUUUCUGGUUCGAAAAGGGGUUUUAAUGAUGUAAUAAACUGUUCUGGUAAUUGGGGUUUGUGUAUCAAUGGCGGAUCUGAGGUUGUUGAUUGUAAGGUGGAAAUUCCCACUGUCAAUAUUCUUGAUGAGAAGAAGAAGAAUCAGCCUGGAAAUACUGCCCCUGCUUCUAAGGCACAAGUAGUGGGAUGGCCACCAGUUCGAUCUUUCCGAAAAAACACCCUCGCCACAAACUUACCGAAGAACAACGAAGCCGCAAAGCAGGGACCGAAUUGUCUUUACGUAAAAGUGAGCAUGGACGGUGCUCCGUACUUGAGGAAGAUUGAUCUGAAAACUUGCUCCACCUAUCCCGAAAUUUCUUCCGCUCUUGCCAAGAUGUUUAGCUGUUUCACUAUCGGGCAAUACGGACAGGGUCUUGCCGGAAAAGAAGGUCUUAGUGAGAGUGGCUUAAUGGAUUUAAUCCAUGGCUCUGAGUAUGUGCUUACGUAUGAAGAUAAAGAUGGUGACUGGAUGCUCGUUGGGGAUGUACCGUGGGGGAUGUUCAUAGAUUCAUGCAAGAGAUUGAGGAUCAUGAAAGGCUCAGAUGCAAUUGGUUUAGCUCCAAGGACUAUGCAGAAGUUCAAGAACCAAAACUAGUGCUGGUUUUUUUUUGAAAUCUCGAUAAGGGCUGUAUCUUUUUUUGUUUUUAGUAGAUUGCUAUGGAUGGAAAUGUUUGGUUUACCGAAGCAGACAAUAUAAAUCGGAAAACAUUUAAAUGCUUUGACCUCAGUUAUGUAUCUGCCAACUCAAAAAACUUCUGUAAAUUGAGUCCUGGUAAUUUUUGUGUGUUCGUACUUUGUUUAUUGUCCGAUUUGUGGUUGCCAAAAC
This is a messenger RNA of Erythranthe guttata (spotted monkey flower), 1375 nucleotides long. RefSeq names its product auxin-responsive protein IAA14. NCBI's taxonomy places the organism in Eukaryota, Viridiplantae, Streptophyta, Magnoliopsida, Lamiales, Phrymaceae. The record is from RefSeq and is a predicted model, not a curated record. Gene Ontology annotation, cellular component: nucleus. Gene Ontology annotation, biological process: regulation of DNA-templated transcription.